CAUGCUUACUGGCAUGAUAUCACUGUCGCUUGCGAACCCUUCAUGUGACUUCCUUCUCUCUUUUCGCAUCACGCUCAUCGCUGCUGAGGAUUCAUAUUGUUUGCUUGGGAUUGUGCACCCCUUCACGCCUCUAGGUACUGAAGCUUCGCAGGAGCAAUAUCCCGUCACAAUACUACCCAAGUAUUGUGCUCCGAUCAAUUGUCUGAAGGACUACAAGAGGACCAGUCAGACUGCACCUGCGACAAUGCUCAUCCGUUGACUGUCCAUAUCAUCUUUGCCUGAGCUCAACUUGCCAAUACCAACCUCAUCGCUACCCCACUGGGCGAGGUAGACUGUCUGACGCCACUGAGCAGGUCCGUUGCCACAAGCAAGCGUUCCCUACGCGGUGACCUCACGCGAGCCAACAUCAGCAGAAUCUCUUCCCCACUGACGCUUUGCAAUGGCUUCAAACGGCUGGCAGAAUAACGCCACUUUCGAUCCGUAUGCGCAGACCUUCGUACUUCUGCAGCCAGAUGGCCUCACUCCUUUCCCGGCUCUUCUCGGCGAUGUACUUGCACUGAACACUGUUUCGGUUACUCAGGGCAUCAUCUACGGCACGCAAGUCGGCAUCUCCGGGUUGCUUCUGCUGAUCCUGCUCAUCAUGACCAAGCCCGACAAGCGCCGCAGCCUCGUCUUCAUCCUCAAUUCGCUGUCAUUGCUGCUCAUCUUCGCCCGCAACGUCUUGUCCUGCGUCCAGCUGACCACGAUCUUUUACAACUUCUACAACUGGGAGCUGCACUGGUAUCCCGAGUCGCCAGCCUUGUCGCGCGCUAUGGAUCUUUCUGCGGCCACGGAAGUCCUCAAUAUCCCGAUCGAUGUGGCCAUCUUCAGCUCGCUUGUCGUGCAGGUUCACAUUGUCUGCUGCACUAUUCACACGCUAGUCAGGACCAGCGCCCUCCUCAGCUCUGCGGCCGUCGGCUUGGCGGCAGUUGCAGUUCGCUUCGCACUGGCUGUCGUCAACAUCAAGUACUCCAUCUUCGGCAUCAACACUCUGACCGAACCACAAUUUAACCUCAUCGUCCACCUCAAACGGGUUAGCGACAUCUUGACAGUGGUGGCGAUUGCAUUCUUCUCGUCGAUCUUCGUCGCUAAGCUCGGCGUCGCCAUCCACACGAGACGCACGCUGAACCUCAAGAACUUUGGCGCCAUCCAGAUCAUCUUCAUUAUGGGCUGCCAAACCAUGCUGAUACCCUGUAAGUGCACAUUAAUCAUAAGACAGCCAUCAUCACAUCGCUGACAGUGGCCUGUAGUGAUCUUUGUUAUCGUCAGCUUCUACGCCUCCCGCGGCUCGCAAAUUGGAAGCAUGGUCCCCACCGUUGUCGCCACUUUCCUGCCCCUCUCCGGCAUGUGGGCAAGCGCUCAAACGAACAACGAGAAGAUGGGCCGGGCUGAUCAGCGCUUUCAUCGCGCCGUCCCAGUUGGCGCAACAGACUUCUCCGUAACUAAAGCGCGCAGUGCAAAGGCGUCGGACACGCUUGACACGCUUAUCGGAGACGACUAUGAUGAUCAUGUGCCGUAUGGUGGGAACAGCGGUCGCCAGACCACCACCAGAAACCCAUCGCAUAGCAACGAUAUGAUGAUGCGUGGCGCGGGGGUUGACGAUGAUUUGGAGAUGCAGCGGC
This is a messenger RNA of Baudoinia panamericana UAMH 10762, 1661 nucleotides long. RefSeq lists its product as uncharacterized. Gene Ontology annotation, molecular function: mating-type factor pheromone receptor activity; pheromone binding. The transcript has a single exon. The record is from RefSeq and is a predicted model, not a curated record. Gene Ontology annotation, biological process: G protein-coupled receptor signaling pathway. NCBI's taxonomy places the organism in Eukaryota, Fungi, Ascomycota, Dothideomycetes, Mycosphaerellales, Teratosphaeriaceae. Gene Ontology annotation, cellular component: G protein-coupled receptor homodimeric complex; membrane. Bases 440 to 1276 code for a protein of 278 amino acids.